AUGGAAAAGAAUAUUAGUUCAAUGAAAUUUUGUGUUUAUUUAUUAACCUCUAUUAAUCCUGGAUUUAAAUAUCACACCUAUAUUGGAAAAACAACUUGUCCUCCAAGAAGAAUUAAACAACACAAUGGAAUUAUUAGUGGUGGUGCAUUCAAAACUGAAGCUAAACGCCCUUGGGAAAUGGUAAUUGUUGUUCAUUCAUUUCCAACUCAAACAAAAGUUUUACAGUUUGAAUGGGACUGGCAACACCCAGAAAAAGGUAGAAGAGUAAGACAAGCAUUUGAUAAUAUGAAAGGAAAACAUUGUGGAACUAUGUUUUCCUUACAAUAUAAAAUUAGGUUACUUGCAGAAAUUCUUCAAAUGCCUGCAUAUUGUAAAUUACCAUUAUCUGUUUAUAUUACAACUCAUCGUUAUGAUAACUUUUUAAAUGAAUGUCCUCCUUUACCAAAACAAAUAACUGUUGAAUACGGAGAUUUAAGUGAUAUAAUGAAAUGUGUUGGUAUCGCUAGAAUAGACAGAAAAGAAAAAACUAAAAUAAAACGUGAUAAUAUUUUUGAUAAUCUUCAUGGUACUUCUCAAUCUCAACUUUCUCAAUUAAUCGAAGAUUUUCAUCUCGAUGAUAAAACAUCACAAGAAGAUACCUUAGCUGAAGAACAAAAAAAAAUUCAAAUGCAAAAAGAAUUAAAAGAAAUACAAAACACUUCAUCUAAUUGUUUCAUUUGUCAACAACGCAUUAAAUUGGAUCAAAGAAUUGUUAAAUGUUUGUAUAAAUGUGGAAUGAAAGCUCAUCUCUGUUGUCUUGGAAAAAUAUUUAGUGAAAACACUCAUACACUAAUACCAACAACAGGAAAUUGUCCUAGUUGUCACAGAGAAAUUAGAUGGGGAGAUAUUAUUAAGGUGUUAAAGAAUAAAACUAUUACAUCUUUUUAA
This is a messenger RNA of Entamoeba dispar SAW760, 927 nucleotides long. RefSeq names its product structure-specific endonuclease SLX1, putative. NCBI's taxonomy places the organism in Eukaryota, Evosea, Mastigamoebida, Endamoebidae. The record is from RefSeq and is a predicted model, not a curated record. The transcript has a single exon. Gene Ontology annotation, biological process: double-strand break repair via homologous recombination. Gene Ontology annotation, molecular function: 5'-flap endonuclease activity; crossover junction DNA endonuclease activity. Gene Ontology annotation, cellular component: Slx1-Slx4 complex. The coding region runs from base 1 to 927 and encodes 308 amino acids.